UUUACAGUGAAUUAGUCAUCUCACCAGCUCUGCUCUAAGUCAAAACGAAAUGGCAUCUCAUGGAACGAAAAAACGUGGUGUAGGAGAAAAGAUUUCGGAUGGUAUUACUGGUUUUUUCCAGGCAUUCAAAGGACAAGAUCCUCACCAUCCCUUCAAAAUGCUUCUCAUCGGUGAAACUGGAUCUGGCAAGACUUCUUUUCUAAACCUCCUGUGCAAUUGCGGCACUGUGCAGAGACUUAGCUGUGGGUACGGAUCUGAGGGUCUCGAGAAAUUCAAAAAAUUCCAUGACAUCAAGCUUGAAAAUGCAAUGGAGCAUGCAAUGCAAAGUAAAACAAACGAUGCCAAGCGAUACAAUAUUGAAGUUGGAGACCUUAAGGUUGGAGUAAUCGAUUCUCCUGGCUUCAGUGAUUCUCGUGGUCUGGACCAAGACAAGGAAAAUACUAAGAAGAUUGUGAAUGCACUAAAAUCUGAAGACUACAUUAACUGUGUCUGCCUGAUCAUCAAUGGCCGUCAAUCUCGAGACACUGUUUCGCUCCAGUAUGUUCUGUCCGAGAUCACUGCCAUUUUGCCAAGAGAUAUUCUUAACAAUGUAAUCAUUGUCUUUAGUAACACCAGUGAUGCACUGGACCUCAACUUCGAUCCGAAUUCACUAACUGAAUAUUUUGGGAAGAAAGUCGAGCACAUCUUUUUCAUCGAAAAUCCUUACUGCCGGUUUGAGAAAGCACAGAGCAAAGAGGGCCAGCUCAGUAUUGACUUAAUCGCAAGCUCUCUGAAAAAAUCGUUUGAAGAUACUGGUCAGGUUCUGAGUAAACUGUGCACCACCAUCAAAGAUUUCCAUCGGGUUCACACACAUCGAUUUGUUGAGCUCUAUGAUAAGAAGCAAGCCAUUGAAAGUAAGGUUCUGGUUGCACUUACUGAGUAUGACAACCAGAUGCGCUUGGAAAAGGAAAUAAGAAACAAGAGAGAAGAAGUGACUGCUGCUUUGAGUCGAAAAGAGCUCAACAAGGAGUUUCGAACCACAAUGCGAAACGAACGAUGGGUAGCAAAACCAACCGAUCGCCACAACACUCUGUGUGCUUACACUAACUGCCAUAGCAACUGUCAUGUUCCAUGCGGUCUUUCAAAAUCAUUUGAUAAAGAGUCAUUCAGAUCAUGUGGAGCAAUGGACGGUAGCACCUGUUCUGAGUGUGGGCACAGCUACACACAUCACUAUCAUGGGGAGAAAUUAUUCGAGAAACAAGUUUCAUUCGAACCUGUGGUUAAUGAUGCAAUGGAGGCUAAAUUCAACAAAGCCAAAGGCGAUGAAGAAAUAGCUAAACUGCUUUACGAGGAGCUUGAGGAACAAAUGCAAGGAUCUGAAACCAAACGACAGCAGCUGUCUGACGAGCUUUUCGCAGCAAUCACAGAGUUCGAGACCCUGGGAAUUGCAAGGAACUACACAAAGUUGAUGGAAAACCAAUUGGCUCUAAUAGACACACAUAUUGAAGCUUCAACUGGCCCUGAGUCCGAAGACCUUCGAAAGACCAAAGUUGAGCUCAAGAAAAAGCUGGAAGUGGUGCAAAAAGCCAAGAAAAGAAAGUAAAGUGUACCCUAUGGUAUCCUGACUAUUUGCUUUGUAAUAAUUACGUUUCAUAGUUUAAUAUAGUGUUUAGCAUUAUUGCAUGCACACCCCAAUUAAAUUCUCAGAACCUGAUGUUUUAAUCAAACACACAUACC
Molecule: messenger RNA, 1716 nt
Organism: Halichondria panicea
Lineage: Eukaryota; Metazoa; Porifera; Demospongiae; Suberitida; Halichondriidae
Exons: 1
Coding region: 50-1582 (510 amino acids)
Molecular function (GO): GTP binding
Source: RefSeq, a predicted model, not a curated record